Messenger RNA from Cyprinodon tularosa, 1395 nucleotides. RefSeq names its product malic enzyme 1, NADP(+)-dependent, cytosolic (gene me1). Gene Ontology annotation, molecular function: malate dehydrogenase (decarboxylating) (NAD+) activity; malate dehydrogenase (decarboxylating) (NADP+) activity; NAD binding. The transcript is spliced from 9 exons. NCBI's taxonomy places the organism in Eukaryota, Metazoa, Chordata, Actinopteri, Cyprinodontiformes, Cyprinodontidae. Gene Ontology annotation, biological process: pyruvate metabolic process; malate metabolic process. Gene Ontology annotation, cellular component: mitochondrion. The record is from RefSeq and is a predicted model, not a curated record. The annotation marks the transcript as partial.
GCACUGCUGAAGGACCCCCUUUACAUCGGCUUGAGGCAUAAGAGAAUCCGAGGCCAGGCCUACGACGACCUGAUAGAUGAAUUCAUGAAAGCCGUUUCAGACCGGUAUGGAAUGGACUGCCUGAUUCAGUUUGAGGACUUUGCAAACAUUAAUGCUUUCCGCCUGCUGAGCAAGUACCGCAACAAAUACUGCACGUUCAACGAUGACAUCCAAGGCACAGCAGCAGUAGCCGUAGCAGGACUGAUCGCCGCCCUCCGUAUCACCAAAAGCAAAAUGAGCGACCACACCGUCGUCUUCCAAGGAGCGGGAGAGGCAGCGAUGGGGAUUGCUGAUCUCAUCACCAUGGCAAUGGAGAAGGAGGGACUCUAUAAGGAGGAAAGCUUGAAAAAAAUCUGGAUGGUUGAUUCAAAGGGACUCAUCGUCAAGGGUCGAGACCACCUGACCCACGAGAAGGAGAGAUUCGCCCAUGAGCAUCCUCCGAUGAGAAACCUGGGGGAUGUAGUCCGGGAUCUGAAACCCACAGCAAUCAUUGGUGUUGCAGCUGUAGCGGGAGCUUUCUCUGAGCAGAUCAUCAGGGACAUGGCUUCCUUCAAUCAACGACCAAUUAUCUUCGCCCUCAGCAACCCAACCAGCAAGGCUGAAUGUACUGCUGAGCAGUGCUACACAUUCACAGAGGGGAGAGGCAUCUUUGCCAGCGGCAGCCCGUUUGACGCCGUCACCCUGCCCGAUGGGAGGACCUUCUAUCCCGGUCAGGGUAACAACGCUUACAUCUUCCCCGGUGUGGGCCUUGGCGUCACCGCUUGUGCCUUGCGACAUAUUACCGAGGAUAUCUUCUUAACAGCUGCAGAGGCUCUUGCCAACCUGGUGACUGAGAAGGACCUCGCCGAGGGUAGACUGUAUCCUCCUCUCAGCUCCAUCAGGGAGGUUUCUCUUAACCUGGCAGCUAAGAUCAUGGAUUAUGCCUACAACCACAAAAUGGCCACGCUUCGUCCAGAGCCUUCCGACAAGGAAGCACAUCUCCGCUCUAUCUCCUAUAGCACUGAAUAUGAUGACUUCACUGUUGACUCCUACCAGUGGCCAGAGGACUGCACGGCUGUGCAGACAUGUAAACUGUGAUGUUCUGCUCAAUAAUAAAAAAAAAAACAAAAUGGAGCGUUUCUACUGAUAUGCAAUGUUAUCAGGAGACAAGAAGUUGGGAUGUAAAACUGGUGUCUAUCAUUGUACUUUAUCAAGUUGGGCAUUACUGGUUAUGCUGCACCAGUUAAUAGUAGAGUACACAGGAAGGUCUUGUAUGGUUUACCAUUUAUUGUACUGUAAUAGGCAGUUACUUUGACUGUGUCAAUUAAAAUCCAAAGAUAAUUUGCCAAAUAAAUAAAUAAAAAGCUUUUGAUUAAA